Molecule: messenger RNA, 6357 nt
Organism: Chaetura pelagica (chimney swift)
Lineage: Eukaryota; Metazoa; Chordata; Aves; Apodiformes; Apodidae
Gene: CACNA1C
Product: calcium channel, voltage-dependent, L type, alpha 1C subunit
Exons: 48
Coding region: 31-6357 (2108 amino acids)
Biological process (GO): calcium ion import across plasma membrane
Cellular component (GO): voltage-gated calcium channel complex; membrane
Molecular function (GO): high voltage-gated calcium channel activity
Source: RefSeq, a predicted model, not a curated record
UAUGGGAGUCCCCGUCCAGCUCAUGCCAACAUGAAUGCCAAUGCAGCUGCAGGGCUUGCCCCAGAGCACAUCCCUACGCCAGGGGCAGCUCUGUCCUGGCAAGCUGCGAUUGAUGCUGCCAGGCAAGCCAAACUGAUGGGUAGUGCUGGCAAUGCAACAAUCUCCACGGCUAGCUCCACGCAGAGGAAAAGGCAGCAGUAUGGGAAACAGAAAAAACAGGGUACCACCACAGCUACACGUCCUCCCAGGGCACUGCUGUGUUUAACACUGAAAAAUCCCAUCCGGAGGGCAUGCAUCAGCAUCGUCGAAUGGAAAUCAUUUGAAAUAAUUAUUUUACUGACUAUUUUUGCCAAUUGUGUGGCCUUAGCUAUCUAUAUCCCCUUUCCAGAAGAUGAUUCCAAUGCCACCAAUUCCAAUCUGGAACGAGUGGAAUAUCUCUUUCUCAUAAUUUUUACAGUGGAAGCAUUUUUAAAAGUAAUAGCAUACGGACUUCUCUUUCACCCCAACGCUUACCUCCGCAAUGGCUGGAAUUUACUAGAUUUUAUAAUUGUGGUAGUAGGGCUUUUUAGUGCAAUUUUAGAACAAGCAACCAAAGCAGAUGGGGGGAAUUCAAUAGGAGGAAAAGGUGCUGGCUUCGAUGUUAAAGCACUGCGGGCUUUCCGAGUAUUGCGUCCAUUACGGCUGGUGUCUGGAGUUCCUAGUCUCCAGGUGGUUUUAAAUUCAAUUAUCAAGGCCAUGGUCCCUUUGUUACAUAUUGCCCUGCUGGUGCUGUUUGUCAUUAUUAUCUAUGCCAUCAUCGGACUGGAGUUAUUCAUGGGGAAGAUGCAUAAAACCUGCUACCAUGUGCAAGGGGGACUUAUAGAUACACCCGCGGAAGACGACCCGUCUCCCUGCGCCCCGCAGUCUGCGCACGGGCGGCAGUGCCAGAACGGCACGGAGUGCAAGGCGGGCUGGGAGGGCCCGAAGCAUGGCAUCACCAACUUUGACAACUUUGCUUUUGCCAUGCUGACGGUCUUCCAGUGCAUCACGAUGGAGGGCUGGACGGAUGUGCUGUACUGGAUGCAGGACGCUAUGGGCUAUGAGUUACCAUGGGUGUAUUUUGUCAGUCUGGUCAUCUUUGGAUCCUUUUUCGUUCUAAAUCUGGUUCUUGGUGUGUUGAGCGGGGAGUUUUCCAAAGAAAGAGAGAAGGCUAAGGCUCGGGGUGAUUUCCAGAAGUUACGGGAAAAACAACAGCUGGAGGAGGAUUUGAAGGGAUACUUAGACUGGAUAACUCAAGCAGAAGAUAUCGACCCAGAAAAUGAAGAUGAAGGCAUGGAUGAAGAGAAGCCUCGAAACAUGAGCAUGCCCACCAGUGAGACCGAGUCCGUGAACACAGACAACGUCCCUGGAGCAGAUAUUGAAGGCGAAAACUGCGGUGCUAGGCUAGCGCAUCGGAUCUCAAAAUCAAAGUUUAGUCGCUACUGGCGCCGAUGGAAUCGAUUCUGCAGAAGAAAGUGCCGUGCUGCUGUCAAGUCCAAUGUUUUCUACUGGUUGGUGAUCUUCCUUGUGUUUCUCAACACCCUUACCAUUGCCUCUGAACACUACAACCAGCCAGACUGGCUCACAGAGGUCCAAGACACUGCCAAUAAGGUGCUGCUAGCUCUUUUCACGGCUGAGAUGCUGCUGAAGAUGUACAGUCUUGGUCUCCAGGCCUACUUUGUAUCCCUCUUCAACCGCUUUGACUGUUUCAUCGUGUGUGGAGGAAUCCUGGAAACAAUUCUGGUUGAGACUAAGAUCAUGUCACCACUGGGCAUUUCUGUGUUGAGAUGUGUUCGACUACUAAGAAUAUUUAAAAUCACAAGAUACUGGAAUUCCCUGAGUAACCUUGUGGCUUCACUGCUGAAUUCAGUCCGCUCCAUUGCCUCCUUGUUGCUGCUUCUCUUCCUCUUUAUUAUCAUCUUCUCACUCCUGGGGAUGCAGCUCUUUGGGGGCAAAUUUAACUUUGAUGAGAUGCAGACCAGGAGGAGUACAUUUGACAACUUCCCCCAGUCCCUCCUCACUGUGUUUCAGAUCCUGACUGGGGAGGACUGGAAUUCGGUGAUGUAUGAUGGGAUCAUGGCUUAUGGCGGCCCCUCUUUUCCAGGAAUGUUGGUCUGUAUUUACUUCAUCAUCCUCUUCAUUUGUGGAAACUAUAUUCUGCUGAAUGUAUUUUUGGCCAUUGCUGUGGACAACCUUGCUGAUGCUGAGAGUUUAACAUCUGCACAGAAAGAAGAGGAAGAGGAAAAAGAAAGGAAAAAGCUAGCUAGGACUGCUAGUCCUGAAAAGAAACAGGAGAUAGAAAAAACAGCUGUGGAGGAGGAGACAAAGGAGGAGAAAAUUGAGCUGAAAUCAAUCACUGCUGAUGGAGAAUCCCCCCCUGCUACCAAGAUCAACAUGGAUGAUUAUCAGCCCAAUGAAAAUGAAGAAAAGAGCCCAUAUCCCCCAACAGAAGGACCAGCUGAGGAAGAUGAGGAAGAACCCGAGAUGCCUGUGGGCCCUCGGCCUCGCCCAAUGUCUGAGCUGCACCUCAAGGAGAAGGCUGUGCCCAUGCCUGAUGCCAGUGCUUUUUUCAUCUUCAGUCCUAACAACAGGUUUCGUGUCCACUGCCAUCGAAUUGUUAACGAUAACAUUUUCACCAACCUGAUCCUGUUUUUCAUCUUGCUCAGCAGCAUCUCUCUGGCAGCCGAGGACCCUGUCCGGCACCUCUCCUUUAGGAACCAAAUUCUCUUUUAUUUUGAUAUAGUUUUUACUGUCAUUUUCACCAUUGAAAUUGCUCUGAAGAUGACCGCGUACGGGGCUUUCCUUCAUAAGGGCUCCUUCUGCAGAAACUAUUUCAACAUCCUAGACCUGCUGGUGGUCAGCGUUUCUCUCAUCUCCUUUGGGAUCCAGUCCAGUGCCAUCAAUGUGGUGAAGAUCCUGCGUGUUCUGAGAGUUCUUAGACCACUGAGGGCCAUCAACAGAGCCAAGGGACUAAAGCAUGUGGUCCAGUGUGUGUUUGUCGCCAUCCGAACCAUCGGAAACAUUGUGAUUGUCACUACUUUGCUGCAGUUCAUGUUUGCCUGCAUUGGAGUUCAGUUGUUUAAGGGCAAGCUGUACAGCUGCACUGAUAGCUCCAAGCAGACGGAGGCAGAAUGCAAAGGGUACUACAUUACAUACAAGGAUGGUGAGGUCAACCAGCCAAUGAUACAGCCCCGGAGCUGGGAGAACAGCAAGUUUGACUUCGACAACGUCUUGACUGCCAUGAUGGCCCUCUUCACUGUCUCAACCUUUGAGGGCUGGCCAGAGUUGCUGUAUAGGUCCAUUGAUUCCCACAUGGAGGAUGUGGGACCCAUCUAUAAUCACAGGGUUGAGAUCUCCAUCUUCUUUAUUAUCUACAUCAUCAUCAUUGCUUUCUUCAUGAUGAACAUCUUCGUUGGUUUCGUCAUCGUCACAUUUCAGGAGCAAGGAGAACAAGAGUACAAGAACUGUGAGCUGGACAAAAACCAGCGCCAGUGCGUAGAAUAUGCCCUGAAGGCCCGGCCCCUGCGGAGAUACAUCCCUAAAAACCAGUACCAGUACAAAGUCUGGUAUGUGGUCAACUCCACCUAUUUUGAAUACCUGAUGUUCGUUCUGAUCCUNCUGAACACCAUCUGCCUGGCCAUGCAACACUACGGUCAGAGCUGCAUGUUCAAGGAAGCCAUGAACAUCCUCAACAUGCUCUUCACUGGGCUUUUCACCGUUGAGAUGGUCCUGAAAUUAAUUGCCUUCAAACCCAAGGGUUACUUUAGUGAUCCUUGGAAUGUUUUUGACUUCCUCAUCGUAAUUGGCAGCAUUAUAGACGUCAUUCUCAGUGAAACUAAUCCAGCUGAACAUACCCAAUGCUCUUCCUCUAUGAACGCAGAGGAAAAUUCUCGCAUCUCAAUCACCUUCUUCCGACUCUUCCGCGUGAUGCGUCUCGUGAAGCUCCUGAGCCGAGGGGAGGGCAUCCGGACGCUGCUUUGGACCUUCAUCAAGUCCUUCCAGGCUCUCCCCUACGUGGCUCUUUUAAUAGUGAUGUUGUUCUUCAUCUAUGCCGUGAUCGGGAUGCAGGUAUUUGGUAAAAUUGCGCUGAACGAUACCACAGAAAUCAACCGCAACAACAACUUCCAGACCUUUCCCCAGGCUGUGCUGCUGCUUUUCAGGUGUGCCACUGGUGAGGCCUGGCAGGAAAUCAUGCUGGCAUGUCUCCCAGACAAGAAGUGCGACCCAGAGUCGGAGCCGGCCAACUCCACCGAAGCCGAUCACUCCUGUGGCAGCAGCUUCGCCGUCUUCUAUUUCAUCAGCUUCUACAUGCUUUGUGCCUUCCUGAUCAUCAAUCUUUUUGUAGCUGUUAUAAUGGAUAACUUUGAUUACCUGACAAGGGACUGGUCCAUUUUAGGACCACACCACCUGGAUGAGUUUAAAAGGAUCUGGGCAGAGUAUGACCCUGAAGCCAAGGGACGGAUCAAACACCUGGACGUGGUUACGCUGCUCCGGCGGAUCCAGCCCCCGCUCGGCUUCGGGAAGCUCUGCCCUCACCGGGUGGCUUGCAAACGCCUUGUCUCCAUGAACAUGCCACUGAACAGUGAUGGGACUGUUAUGUUCAAUGCCACACUUUUUGCCUUGGUCAGAACAGCACUGAGGAUCAAGACAGAAGGCAACCUGGAGCAAGCCAACGAAGAGCUGAGAGCAAUAAUUAAGAAAAUCUGGAAGCGCACCAGUAUGAAGCUGCUGGACCAGGUGGUGCCCCCCGCAGGUGAUGACGAGGUGACUGUUGGGAAGUUCUACGCCACUUUCCUGAUUCAGGAGUAUUUCCGGAAGUUCAAGAAGCGUAAAGAGCAGGGACUGGUGGGCAAGCCCUCCCAGCGCAACGCGCUCUCCUUGCAGGCUGGUCUGCGCACACUCCAUGACAUCGGGCCGGAGAUCCGACGAGCAAUUUCUGGAGACCUAACAGCUGAAGAAGAGCUGGAUAAGGCCAUGAAAGAAGCUGUUUCUGCUGCCUCUGAAGAUGAUAUCUUCCGGAGAGCCGGAGGCUUGUUUGGAAACCAUGUCAGCUAUUACCAAAGUGAUGGCAGGAGUGGGUUCCCGCAGACAUUCACCACCCAGAGACCUUUGCACAUCAAUAAGUCUGGCAACAACCAGGGAGAUACCGAGUCUCCAUCUCAUGAGAAGCUGGUGGACUCCACUUUCACUCCCAGCAGCUACUCAUCUUCAGGCUCCAAUGCCAACAUCAACAAUGCCAACAACACUGCCCUGUGUCGCUUCCCCAGCCCACCCAGCUACCCCAGCACUGUCAGCACAGUGGAAGGCCACGGGACCCCCUUGUCACCCACCAUACGUGUCCAAGAGGCUCCGUGGAAACUACCUUCCAAAAGCUCCAGUUCCAGAGACAGCCAGCUGGCAAUUGUUUGCCAAGAGGAAGUGUCUCAGGAUGAGACUUAUGAUGAAAAUUUGAAUGAAGACAUUGAAUACUGUAGUGAACCAAGUCUGCUCUCUACUGAAAUGCUUGCCUACCAAGAUGAUGAAAACAGACAACUUACUCCACCAGAACACAACAAAGGAGAGGACACCCGGCACUCUCCGAAGAAAGGGUUUCUGUGCUCCUCAGCACUAGGUCGAAGAGCAUCUUUUCACUUAGAAUGUCUGAAAAGGCAGAAAAACCAGGGCACAGAUGUCUCUCAGAAGACAGUUCUGCCUUUGCAUCUGGUACAUCAUCAGGCACUAGCAGUGGCUGGCCUGAGCCCCCUCCUCCAUCGAAGCCAUUCCCCCACCGCGUUCUCCCGGCUGUGCGCUACGCCCCCCGCCACCCCCUGCAGCCGUGGCUGGCAGCCACCGAACCCCAUCCCGACCCUGCGCCUGGACAGGGCAGAGUCCAGCGAGAAGCUCAACAGCAGCCUCCCAUCCGUGCACUGCAGCUCUCGGUACACCGACAGCACCAGCUGCAGCAGCCCCCGGAGGGCCCGGCCGGUCUCUCUCACCGUCCCCAGCCAGAGCGGAGGGAGCAGCAGGCAGCUCCACGGCAGCGCUAGCAGCCUGGUGGAAGCGGUCUUGAUCUCAGAAGGACUGAUGCAGUUUGCUCAAGAUCCAAAGUUCAUUGAGGUCACAACCCAGGAGCUCGCGGACGCCUGUGACAUGACAAUAGAAGAGAUGGAAAAUGCAGCAGACAACAUUCUCAAUGGUAACAGCAAGCAGAGCCCCAAUGGCAACCUCUUGCCUUUUGUUAACUGCAGGGACCCAGGGCAGGACAGUGCAGGAGAGGAAGAGGAAGAGGUGCAGAACCCGGAUUGUAGAAAAAGUCAGGAGGAGCUCAAGGACAGCAGGAUUUAUAUCAGCAGCCUGUAG